Dromiciops gliroides (monito del monte) is the source of this 1261-nucleotide messenger RNA. Its product is annotated as ly-6/neurotoxin-like protein 1. Lineage: Eukaryota; Metazoa; Chordata; Mammalia; Microbiotheria; Microbiotheriidae. Bases 9 to 413 code for a protein of 134 amino acids. The transcript has 3 exons. The record is from RefSeq and is a predicted model, not a curated record. Gene Ontology annotation, molecular function: acetylcholine receptor inhibitor activity.
CAGCCCCUAUGAGGACUCCCCCAACCAUGAAGCUGUGCCUGCCUGCCUUGUUUCUGGUGGCUACAUUGUGUGUGAAUUUUGCUCACUCCUUAGAAUGCCACGUGUGCUGCGGGCCUGAGACCUGCCGGGCUCCCGUCGAAUGCUCCCCAACAGACAAGUACUGUCUUAUUACCCGGGCAAUCAACUCAAUCAACCCAAGCCAUAUCCUGGUGAUGAAGUCCUGUGCCCCAACAUGCCCGAACAGCACCAUUUCAACUGAUGGACAUGCCAUUUCUGUUGCCUGCUGCCAGGGAAAUAGAUGCAAUGGGAAGGUGGAGAAAGAUGGUUCUGCUAGCCUAAUCAUCAGCCGAGGGGUUCUGUGGGUGGGUGUCUCCACCAGCCUCCUAUGGGUUCUCCUCCAAGCUGUUUGGUGAGGAGAUUUUUCUUGUCCCUACCCCCUCCACUGUCCCUAAUGUUUUCUGUUCCCAAGAUCUCUUUACUCAGGACAGAACCUCCAACACCAAAGGACAGAUUUCCUCUCAGGGAAAAACUGUCCAUAGGACAGGGUCUUGCUCCUUCUCCCAGCUCCUGCAGGGAAUCAGAAGGGACACUACUCUGUUCAGUGGUCUGGCUCUUUGGGUAUGGGCCUGGCCAACUCCCAGUAUUACCGUUUCUCUUUUACCCUUCCUCUUCCCUUUCUUAUCUGGGGUGCUGAUCUUUUCCUUAUGGGUUUUCUGCCCCCUGAGAAUAGAAAAAAAAAAACAAUCUCUAUUUGGAGGUGGUACAGUCAUACUUGAGAGGGGAAGGGAGAGGUCAUAGGGGAACUGUGAAAUUUUAAUGUUUUAAUUAAAUAAUCACUUCCUUCUCUCUUCUUUUCUACCUCUGUCCUACUCAACAUCAAGUCCCCUUCCCCUCUUUAAUCCUUGGGAGGAUCAAGAUAGUCCUCCCAAGGCCAGUAAGGGUGGAUGACCUGAUUAAAGGAGGUUUCUCUAAAAAGAGCAGCUUUUAAUCAUGCCCCCCCUUUAAAUGAGUCACCCCAUCAUCGAAUGACCAUGUAGCUUGGAGAUGGGAUGGGGGAUGGAGAUGAAGGGUACAUAAUUUCCUCAAAUCCAUCUAAUGAGCAAUAUUGGGGGGAGGGUAAAAGCAUCUCAGGUGUUAAGUUGUCCCUAAAUGGAAAUAGUAUGAAUGAAAGCUAAGGACCUGGGGUUAGGGUGAAGGGUGUCACAUUGUCUGAAUCAGAGAGUCCACCCUGAUGUGCCUACCUACCUCACAGGGCUGUUGU